This is a messenger RNA of Camelina sativa (false flax), 936 nucleotides long. NCBI's taxonomy places the organism in Eukaryota, Viridiplantae, Streptophyta, Magnoliopsida, Brassicales, Brassicaceae. The record is from RefSeq and is a predicted model, not a curated record.
UUUUCAACCCAAAGCCAAUUCCCAAAUGUCAAACUUCCAAAUAUGCCAUAUUUCUCAAUUUGCAUAGGAAUAAAUAAGUAGGUUUAUCCAACCAGAUCCAGUGGGAUUAUAUAUAAUUUUUAUAAAUUUAAUUCCGUAUAUAAUCUCUGUAAAAAUAUCAGAUUAUAUCUCUAUAAUUCCUAAAGCUUUGACCAAAUUACAACAAACACCGUCCGUAUCUCGACGUUAGAAAGACAAGGCGGAGACGACGGAGAUUCAACGUUGCAACACGGCGGAAGACGACGAAGGAUGGGUGAUCUACUCGAUUGGAUUAUCUCCUUUUUAUUCCUCGUAACCCUUCUCAUCAUCGUUAUUUACCAGCUGACAUGUUUGGCGGAUCUAGAGUUCGAUCGUAAAAACCCUUACGAUUCAUCAGCCAGUAUAAACCGGUUAUUUCUACCGGAAUUUGGUUUGCAAGGACUUUUGUGCUUAUACUAUGUCUUAACCGGACAUUGGUUCAUGACAGUUUUGUCUCUUCCUCACCUUUUCUACAACAUUAAACUGUACGUGAAAAGGGAACAUUUGGCAGACGUGACAGAGAUAUACAAUACGAAUAAAUGGGAGCAAAAGAAACGAGUUUACAAGAUUGCUCAUAUCGCUCUAUCCAUUUUUAUCACAUCCUUUUGGUUGAUACACUCGGCAUUGGGAGACAUCUAAGGUUGGAGAAAUCACCGGACUUCACCAAUUUUGUUUGCCAUGACAAAUCAUUAUGUAGCUCUUCAUUUUUUUUUUUAAUGAAUUUUGUUGUUCUUUUUUUUUUUUUCCUUUUGGUAUACCUCUUCGGUUCGUUACACAAAUAGUAACGACGAUUACACAUGAUAUAAUUUAUGAAUUUAAAAUGUAUCUUCAUUGUGGGAAAUUCUUGAUCCUUACAUUGCAAGGUUCUAGGCUGUAAGG